AUGAAACUCCAACCUGCAGCAAUCUUCGUCAUCUUCUGGCUUGGCAUCUUCACUGUGCACACGGUGAAAGGGAGCAUCGUAAGUCAGUCCAUGCACAAAUCCAGUUGUGUAGAGCUGUCUACGCAGAGACUGAACAUCCGAAAUCUUGUCAACUAUGAAAAGCAAGAAUUUCCAACAAAGGCCAUCAUGUUUAUUGACGCAAGAGGUAUCAAGACCUGCGUAAGCCCUGAUCAGAAAUGGGUACAGUUUGCUAUAAAGAAAAUAGACCAGAAACAUACCACCAAAGGCAAAUCUCCUAGACAAACAC
Balearica regulorum gibbericeps (East African grey crowned-crane) is the source of this 307-nucleotide messenger RNA. RefSeq names its product lymphotactin. NCBI's taxonomy places the organism in Eukaryota, Metazoa, Chordata, Aves, Gruiformes, Gruidae. Gene Ontology annotation, molecular function: chemokine activity. The record is from RefSeq and is a predicted model, not a curated record. Gene Ontology annotation, cellular component: extracellular region. Gene Ontology annotation, biological process: immune response.